CGCCUCGGCGGCAGGGGAAAACUCACCUCGAGAGCCCUCGCGGCACGCAACAUGCCGGCUGCAAGUCCGUCAGUUCGAUGCCCGUCACUGGCUCUUGAUCUCCGUGCCUCAGAACACGUUAUUCCUACAGUUCGGUGAAGCAGCUGAUCAGAGACGCUACAGCUGUUUCUCUCCACCCGUUCCGCUGGCAGAGAAGAAAUUUCGCGGGGAUUUUGUAUUGGACGCCCGCCAUUGGAUGGAAUGAAUACACGUUACCCAAUGAACGAUGAUGUACCUAGAAACGAGAAUAUUCACGUAACUAUGUUGAUUAACGUGUAAUAAACUAUUUAUUAUUACACGCGAAUAAAAUAAAGUUAAGUGAGGCGGAGUUGAAGUGAUUUGGUUUGAAUGUUUCACCUUACGCCGGGAAUGUGUGGUAGUUUUCAUUUCCUGAGUGAUCGAACAAAACCGAUUUCAAAUUUGGGGGAAAAAUGAGAUCUAAUUUCUCAUAUGCCCUCCACCGUCGGGUAUGUUCGUGCUCCCGAACGUUACCGAAGUGGUCUUCGGUGGUCAUUUGAUCGUCUCCUGUCGCCGCCUGUGGCUGUAGAGUGGACGUGCGACAUAAUAGUUUCGAUUAUGUGAUGAAAGUGAAUAAACUCUGUGUUCGUAUGAAAACACAGAGCACAACGGUUACUGUUGACGUCGAUUUAGAGACGACAGGAACGUGUACAAUUUUUCCUGGAAGGAGGCACCACAUUAGAGGAGGAGCUGGCUUCUGAUCCCAGUGAUUGUAGGGUGAGCGCCCUCUUAUGGAGCUGUGUGGGGUGAGUGCUGCUGAGAGGCACAAUGGAAGCACUGGCGCAUGACCUGGCGAGUGCCCUGGAGGAGACUUCUGGCCAGUGUGCAGGCAGUGGGUGCAGCGAGAACAGCAACGUUGGAGGAAGCGCUGGAGGUGGAGUGAGAAGGCGGUGGGGCUUUCGCCGGAGGGCUCAGUCAGCUGGAAAUUUGCCUUUAGCCUGCAGCAACAUGCAGCCUUCGGGAGGUGGGUGUUGCAGCAAAGGCAGUGCUGCAGGUGCUUCAGGAGCAGAGGACUCCAGCAGCAGCACGGGCGGCACGCGAGAACGUCCAGUGGCAUCUGCCUUGCGCCAUUGCGUCAGCGAUUCUGAUGAAGAUGAGGAUGAAGAGCAUGGAAUGAUGGUUUCAUCCAGUUGUGGCCCAGAUAUUGUUGCAAGAAAAAGCGAUGGCGCUGCCUCUCUCCGUUCCUCAUCAGCUUUGACUGGUUCUGGUCUGGGCGGUUGCCUUUCUGUGUUGGCAGCCCUGGGACCUGCAUCGAGCCUCUUGCCCGAAUCGGAUUCUCUCAACGAGAACUUCUCUCCGACAGCUGUCACCCCACAUGCUUGCGUGCGCCGCAAGAGAAAGUUCAAACGAAUGGCUGUGGACUCCACUGCCCUCGCUCCCAUGCCCAGUGGAGCCCCCUUGCCAGUGCCUCGACCUCCGCCCAUCCACAAAAGGAAGUCGAGGAUGACGGCUACAAUCAGGAGGUUGGGAAGUUACGUCUUGCUGUGCGGGAAGCGCAAGCGAUCAGCAAGGGAGCGAGGUGGUUUACAUGCUGAAUACGAUGCCUUAAGUACUGCACCAUCCAGUGGCAUGUCCUCCAGUCGAUUUGAACGUCGCCGCACACGGCAUGUGCUUGCACUGCGCAAAUUGUCGCUCUCUGAUCCUGCUCCGAAAAGUAGCCAUAGUGUUGGCAACAGUGCUGGAGACCUUCUUAGUUCAUCAUCGUUGAGUAGUUCAGAAUCUGAUGCUGGCUUGUAUACAAAUGAUGAAGGUCGAGAAGGUGAUGAUGAGCAAAGUGACUGGGUGGGAGGUGGAGGCGGAGGCUGGUGGGAAGACUACGAUCCAGAUGAUGGCUCUCCGGAGCGUCUGCCGUCUGAUAGGGUUUUCGAUGCCAUUCUGACUGGCAGUCUUGCCCACAUGUCAGAAGAAUCUAAGGCGAGCUAUAGGAUGCGCAUGCAGGGCUUGAGCGAUCGUGAAAUACGUGCAGGUCGGCGACGUCUCCGUCCAGAACGGCCCGGGUUUAGCGUGCUCACCUCGGCCAAUGAGAAGCUGUCGCGCUUCCUCCAGGACUCCGCCCAGUCGGAGCUGAGGCUCCACCCCAUGCAGGCCCCCGAACGUGCGCAGCUCGGCCACCUGGCUGCCCUCUACUCGCUGCACAUGCGAACUGAUGCAGGCUCGCGUCCUGUGCUCACCAAGACCCAGGACACCAUGCGAGCAGUGAGAGUAGACCAGCUGGCAUCUGGGCUCUCGGGAAGCGCUGCUCGGCGAGGCCAUGGGCCAGCAUCUGCAGAUUUCAAGCGCCGGCGAAGACUGCCUCCGCAACAGCAGCUCCCAACUUCUGACAAUGCUCAACCAAUGGAAGUGGCAGCCGGAGUGCCUCCGCUGUCUGAGACCAACAUUGGCUGCCGCCUCUUGAAGAGUAUGGGUUGGACGCCCGGCCAGGGGCUGGGGCCCGGUGGCACGGGCACUCAGGAGCCCAUCACUGCCUCGCUCAGGCCACGCCUGCUUGGCCUGGGUCACUCGUACAAAUCCAGCUAGACUCCGCCCCGCCCUGCCCCGCCCCACCCUGCCCUGCCUCACUGCACCCCCACUUCACCCCCACUUCAUCUCUCGUCAGAUACUCACUUCUGCAUUCUAGAAUUCAGUUGGUAGUGUUUGUACGUUGGCUGAAGGGUUUGUAUUCUUGACCCAGGUAGUACAAAGGAAAGGUUGCCCAGUGCUAAUAUUCUAUAGUCGUGGACAUUUUCACUUCACAAUUGUCAGUGGAGCCAUUGGCAACUAGAAAUAUAUUUGCUGUGACACUAGUAGCAGGCAGAUAAUAAAAUAGAUAUUUCUGCAAGACUCCACCUCCACCUUCAGCUUUAUAUAAAGAGGGGGGUGUCAUCUCUGCUUCAUUUGUAUUUAAUACAAUUUCUUUGACUAGAUGUGACAUUUUUUAGGAGAUUUUUAUAUUGUUAUCAGAUUAAUUCUUGUGGAAUUAUUUCACCCUAAUAAAUUUGUUGUAAUCAAUGACUGCCAGUAUGGUUGUGUUAAAUAAUUCCACAAGAUAUCAGUAGUUUAGAGGUAUGAAGCAAAGCAUGCCAGAACUAACAGAAGCAGGAGGGCAGAGGGUGAAUAAAAUACAAGCAGUGCUUGUACCAUUUUAUCAUGAAUGUUGUAGGUUAUUGUAUUGUGUCCAUGACGUCUUGUUGCAUUAAUGUGUGGAAAACAAUUUAUAAAAAAAUAUCUAUAUUAAUAGAUUUAAAUUUCUUCCAAUUUUCAUAAUUAUGUUUAUAAGAUUUAAUUAUAGAGAAAUGCUAUCUUCUGUAAAAGUUAAUUGACAUGGUCAUUGCUCAUAUAGAAAUGUGUGCAUUGCUUUUGUUUAGACAAAGAACAGAUCUACAAUUGCAAGUUCUGUUCUCCGAAUUGGAUUGAGGAAUUAGACUUGGAAUUAUUGACUUCUUUGGAAGUAUAUGUAUUUGAGUAUGCAAACUCACUAGCAGAGAGAGAUGUUUGACCAAGGUACAAAUUACUACUGUGGCAAUGUCAGUUAACUUACUACCUUGUUAAAUGUACAUAAUCUUAUUGGUACCUCAUACAUACCAAGACAAACUAUUAAAUGAUUUGUUGUUUCUGCAUAGAAGUGUUUUGCUAAUGCAUCAUGUGCACACACUUGCUUCCAUACCAAAUCUGAUUUCAGUCAUCCAAAUGGUUUUUAAUUCCUCUUACGUCAAGUCACCAGUAUUCUUUUAAUCCAAUUAUACAACAUCUGGAAAAGCUAGUAUUAAAAAUCGCUGGAGUAAUGCUAAAUUAAUUUCCCAAUUCAUAAAACUCCUCAUUGUAACCACACUGAUCAUUUCUCCAAGAAGUAUUAACAUAACUCCAUCAAAGUCAAUCUUACAUUGUGCAACAUAAAUACGUAUUCAUUGGAAAUUAAAUAGAUGUACUGAACCAAAUAGCCUGGAGUAACCAUUCCAUGAGAAUAGAAAAUUUGUUGCUAAAAAUCUUUGUGAGAAAAAUUAAUACAGUAAAAUCUGUCCAAACCGGAAUUAAUGAGGUCAAAAAAUUAUUCCUCUUUAAGGUCUCUGUUGUCCCUUUUAUGACAUGUUUUUUUUAACAAUUGUGAAACUCGUAGAAUCACACCAUCUUACUGCCUUGUGGCUGCAUCUGGACUGCUUGCUGACUCUCUACCCACAAUGCGUCACAACCCAGAGUACUGUCUUUCUGAUACACUCUUAUUUCCUUGACCAAUGUGGCUCUGGCUGUGGAGAUAUGAUUGUCAAUGUGUCGCUGGUAAAUGCAUAAAUUCAAGCCACGGCCGUGCACCUUCGCACGCUCAAAGAGCCGGGAGAGGGAAUUCCUGUAUGCAUUGAGAGACUAGCGAUCCCCAAGACUGAAUUCGACGCUGACAACGCUGGAGCUCGAUACCGUCACUGUUCAGCUGCCAGAACUGAAACUAAUCGCUGGGAUGGAGAAAUUAAAACCAACUUGCAGAUGCAUUAAUGAAGACGAUCUCCCGUCUCUCUGUCAAAUGCAUUAAGUUUUCAGAAAAUUCUGCUUUAUGAAGGAAAAUCCUGCAGGACAAAAAAACGUUCAAUUUCUGCGUAAGAUUCUGUUUUAUGAUGUGUGUAAUGCCAUUUAACUUGCGGCCUGACAAAUUUUUCCGCUUAAGGCAAAUUUCCGCCUUACAUGUUCUGGUUUUGGCAGAUUUUACUGUAGUACAUUAAAACUUUUUAAGUUCUUUACAUAUCAAUGGGUACACCGUUUGACAAAUAUACAGAGAUCUUUGCCUCUCCCUAGCAAAUAAAAAGAAAUGGGUUUGUUGGAAAGUCUCCAGACAAUUUAAAACAUUUUAAUUCAUUACCUAUUUUUACAUGAAAAUAUUGGAAGCCUAUCUAUUAGUGUAUUAUCACUAUGUUCUGAAUAAAUCACAUAAAUAUUUGACUGGAAUGAGUCUGAUGAAAAUAUCUCUGGUUGCUACAAAGUUGAAAAAAGUAUAGCAAGAUGUAUUCCUUGUAUUUUAUUCAAUGUAUUCCUAGUCCAAUGAGAGAACAAAGUGGAUGGAAACAAAUGCAGGAGGGUAUGCCGAUUGGCUGCAAGACCACGAUACACCGUUUUAAGCAGGCGAAAUAAAAUACCUAUGUGAAAUUCCGGUAACUGUUUUAUACAAUAGAAUACGUGUAACGAUA
Messenger RNA from Gryllus bimaculatus (two-spotted cricket), 5204 nucleotides. The record is from the annotation of a GenBank genome assembly. Lineage: Eukaryota; Metazoa; Arthropoda; Insecta; Orthoptera; Gryllidae.